AUGUUGUGUACUAUAUUCUCGUUCUUGGGGGCACUGUCAGUCGCGACUUCCGCGGCAACCAACGACUGGUCGACGCCCUGUACCGAUGGCCACUGCUUCUACGACAUCGGCGGCCCCGUCGCAGGCACAUUACACAUAGCCGGGGAUUCAAAUGCCAUCUCAGACAUUACCGCCGCCGCUGGGUGGACAAUCCUCGACUGCGAUCCGACGAGCACAAAUCAGACGAUCCGGGCGGUCUGUAGUACACCCUCUGCGGGGUGCGACCACCUGUUCCAAGGCGGCGCAGUCGGUACAAUUUGCGGAUCGAUGCCGUUUGCCCGCGUGGUAGAUGUUUGGGACCAUGAAAACCAGACAAUCUCCUCGUCCUCAGCUUUACGCAGGAUGUUCCCUAGGGAUGGUACGCCGACAGUCCUGGGCUUGACCGUGGAUACGGAUUUCAGCGCUGUAGACCCGCAGGAGAAGGGAAGCGUUGCCGUGUACAUAAGCGCAUCGUAUGCUGGCGGCCCCUCCGCCGGCGUGAGCGCGCGGGACAUAAGUGAACGUGCAGAGUUCGGGACCAACACUCCUUAUUUGACAUUAGACGAACACGGCAGCCUAUUUAAUGAGACUCUGACGUGCAUCUCGCCUAAUAUAAAGGGUGCCACAGUGGACUGCGACAUAUCACUUGGUGUCAGCGUGCAAGCGAACGUCACGGCAUUGUUCGGCGUCGAGCUCAAUGGCACAAUUAUCCCGCCUAAUGUCACUGACUUUUCUAUGUACGCGGGUCUUGAUGGAUACCUGGACGGGGCAAUGCUCGUCAAUGCCUCCGCCGAGGCUACGUUCUCUACUGGCUCAGUCUUGUUGCUUGAUGUUGGCCUCGCAGGACUUGAAGUUCCUGAUAUCCUCACCCUUGGACCCUCUAUCCAAGUUUCUACAGAAGCAAUCGCCGUCCUCGACGUCGACUUCAGUGCGGCCGUAGGGUUGAACUACACCUUCGAUAAAGCUAUGUUCUACUUCAAUGCGCCUCCCAACCAUACCUCCAGCGGGGAGUUCGGGAGCGCUAUCCCCAUUGUCAAUAUAUCUGCCGUAGAGGCGUCGACGAACGCUUCCGUUACGGUGAAGCUGGUGCCGAGCCUCCUGUUCGGACUGACUGCCUUAGGUGACAAGGUCGAAAGCGCAAUAAACUUUGACAUGGAGACGUUCGCGACGCUUGAGCUGUCGUUGGGCACCGAAUCAAUCUCCGGCUGCGGCAACCCAGCGAACAAAACAUCGAAGGGCUGUCUCGAUGUGCUCGGCGGGGUCGACGUCUCCGCGAAUGUGGAGGGGAACUUCUUCGACUUAUUCCAGGAUCAAGCCGGGGUUUCCCUGUAUAGCAAGACGUUCGAUGCUUAUCAGCGCUGGAUGAGUAGAAGGCAUUGGACAGCUCGGAGGUCACACCCACUUCUUCCGCAAGCGCACCCGGAGGCACGAGCGUCUCGCCAGGGAGCCAGAAAGGCGGCGCAAUCUCACUUCGGGUAUCUCGAUCCCUCUUCCCUCUUGUUUGCCUGCUAUUUGCCGUGCUUUGAGGGCAGCGACAUCACUGCGCAUAAGGAUUCCAUCUUCCCCUGGUGCUUCGAAAAACUACCGGAGACUAUUGCUAUGUAG
Messenger RNA from Postia placenta MAD-698-R-SB12, 1623 nucleotides. RefSeq lists its product as hypothetical. NCBI's taxonomy places the organism in Eukaryota, Fungi, Basidiomycota, Agaricomycetes, Polyporales, Adustoporiaceae. The record is from RefSeq and is a predicted model, not a curated record. Bases 1 to 1623 code for a protein of 540 amino acids. The transcript is spliced from 11 exons.